CGCAACCUUUUAAAACAGAGCUAUGAAAUCGGUAAAAUUAGAGAAAUUUUGAUUCGAUGAUGUUCGUAGACAUGACACUUUUGAAUUUUUUUUCGUUUGUAGGUAGUUUGUUUACAAAGCAAAUUCAUCGUCUUAUGUUGAGGGACGAUUGAUCGCUCUCUUUGGUGCACAUCGUACAAAUCGUUCACAUCAUUAGAGUAGAUUAGAGUAGCUCUACCAUUUGAGUUCCGACAGGAUCAGUCUUAAAAAAACUAUUUAUGUAGAAAAACUCUUCCCGUACCUGUUGUGAGUUGCACCUAACUUCUAGCAAUGUACAGCGGCCGUUUUUUGAACUUUUUUGAAAACUUAAAGAUUUGGACACUGGCUUUUGAGCAUGUCAAAGUAAAAAGCGUAUAAUAACUCAUUUCUUGUUAUUUGGUUGCCUGGAAAAGCAAUAAAGGCUUAAUUGACAAAUCAGCGCCGGAAAAACACAAUGAAACUGCUGGAAAAUGUUUUAAAUUCUUCCACUGGCUCUGUAAUACGUCAAAAAAAACCUAUAGACUCCUAUUCAUCCAAGUCUCGAUCCGUUCAUGCUCCUGUUUUCCGAGAGUUCGUUUCCAACUUUUCAAAUUAUUAUCGCGAAUUACAGAGAAUUGGAACCCGAUCAGCUCUGAACUCUCAUCAGAACAAAACGAAUGAAAUAGUCUCAGACAAGUUUUCGGAUAGGUGGACGAGGUCUCCGAAUACGAGAGGAUCUUUUACUAUGAAAGGGGCUUCUAAUAUGGUUCUCCCUUUCUUGACACCGUCUGCAGAAAUUACUUUUACUUCCGUCUUUUUAUAUUCAUGUAACCUCAAUAUUUUUCUUUUCAAAGCGCUCGUAUCUAUCAAAAGUUAUGAAAAAACAAUGUCAGGCCAAUCUGUCACAAUCUCUUCUAUUUUAAAAUGGACUCUUUAUUGAUAUUCUUUAUAGAAAAUGCAGGCUGAAUUGAAGAUUUAGCAUGCCAGACAACAGUACAGCCACAUUCCAGUACAAUCUCUAUCACUACACUCCCAGCCUUCCUCUACUUAUUGUAGCAUGCAUUCUAUUCGGACUCACUACAAUCGUACAUAUUUAUCAGCUCUUGCGUCACAAAACAAAGUACUUUAUUCCAUUUGUCAUUGGUGGUCUAUUAGAAGUCGGAGGAUAUAUAGCACGAGGAAUUGGUCGAAGUAAUCUUUACAAUCUUGGCACAUACGUUGUACAGGCUCUCAUGCUCUUAAUUCCACCAGCAUUUUUCUCUGCAUCAAUCUAUAUGAUUCUCAGUCGUUUAAUACGUUUUACACGCGGUGAAAAAUUUUCACUUAUUAAAGUAACCAGAAUGAGUACGAUAUUCGUCGUGGCAGAUGUUGUCUCAUUACUUCUCCAAGGAGGAGGAGGUGGAAUACAAGCAUCGCGUGGGCUACAAUCAACUGGACAAGCAAUUAUUAUCUUUGGUCUCGCGGUACAAGUUAUCUCUUUUACAUUGUUCCUUACUGUAGCAAUCACUUUUCAAAUACGUAUUGGUAAAUCGGUUGUUGAACAUGCCACCACCAAUGUUCACAGUAGUGACAUUAAUGGUAGUGUUGAAUGGAAGCAGUUGCUAAAGGUACUCUACUUUUCUGGAUGUAUAAUCUUAAUUCGAUCCGCAUACCGUGUUGCUGAAUAUGCAACGGGCUUCGAUGGAUAUCUGAUGAGA
Messenger RNA from Didymodactylos carnosus, 1694 nucleotides. The record is from the annotation of a GenBank genome assembly. NCBI's taxonomy places the organism in Eukaryota, Metazoa, Rotifera, Eurotatoria, Philodinida, Philodinidae.